UGUGCUCUUUUGACCCUCCAGACCUGCGCGGCCUCCAGCAGCAGCUACUCGUACAGGGAGGCGCGGCGGCUCACCCAUGGCUUCGCCCGCGCCCUCGCCGGCGACGUCGGCGGCCUGGCCGCCCAGGGCCCCGCCCUGGCCAAGGGCGACGUGGUGGCGCUCGUGGCGCCCAACACCCCCGAGUUCGUGUUCGCGGCGCACGGCGCCAUCGAGGCGGGGCUCACCGUCACGUUCGUCAACCCACUCUACACGCCGGAGGAGACCGCCCGCCAGCUCAAGAUAUGCAACGCGCGCCUGGUCGCCACCAUCCCCGCCCUGCUGCCGCUCGUCCGGGCCGUGGCGCAGUCCCUGCCCCAGUACAAGGGCACCGUCCUGCUGGACCAGCUGCCCUCAGAGCAGGCCGCGGGGGAGUUCAGCUUCCAGGCGCUGGCCGCCGAGGGCUUGGACACGGAGGGCGUGUCCCUGCCGCGUAACCACAGCGACGACAUCGCCAUCCUGCCCUUCUCGUCGGGCACGACGGGCAUGCCCAAGGGUGUGAUGCUGUCCCACGGCCAGCUCGUCAGCAACCUGGCCAUGUGCAUGACCCCCGACUUCCGCUUCGCGCGCUACACCCGGGCCGACGUGCAGGACUCGAUCCUGAGCGUGCUUCCCUUCUUCCACAUCUUUGGCUUCAACACGGUGCUCCACACGACCAUCCUCAGCGGCCAGCACCUCAUCACGCUGCCCAAGUUCACCCCAGAGGACUACAUCGGCGCCCUGCUCCGGUUCAGGCCCUCGGGUCUGGGCGCCGUGCCCGCAGUCAUCCAGUUCCUCGCCAUGCACCCCGCCGUCAAGCCCGAGCACCUGGACAGCAUCCGCUACGUCAUCUGCGGCGCGGCUCCGCUCGGCCUCGACGUGCUCAAGCGCCUCAACGACAAGGCGGGUCGCGAGAUCGACUUGCGACAAGGUUACGGCAUGACGGAGACCUCCCCGGUGACAGUCUUGUGUAGCCGACACACGCCUCUGGAGAGGAGGGGGUCCGUCGGGCAGCUGCUGCCGGGCACCAGAGCCCGCGUCGUCGACCUCAGCAGCGGGGAGCACGUCGGUCCCGGACAGCGGGGCGAGCUCCUCGUCAAGGGACCCCAGGUCAUGACGGGGUACUACAACAACGAGGAGGCGACGCGGGAGGUGCUGGACACUGAGGGCUGGCUCCACACGGGUGACGUGGCCUACUACGAUGACGAGUGCUACUUCCACAUCGUCGAUAGGACCAAGGAGCUCAUCAAAGUCAAGGGACACCAG
This is a messenger RNA of Frankliniella occidentalis (western flower thrips), 1281 nucleotides long. It is a transcript of the gene pdgy, whose product is annotated as probable 4-coumarate--CoA ligase 3. Lineage: Eukaryota; Metazoa; Arthropoda; Insecta; Thysanoptera; Thripidae. The record is from RefSeq and is a predicted model, not a curated record. Gene Ontology annotation, molecular function: long-chain fatty acid-CoA ligase activity. Gene Ontology annotation, biological process: fatty-acyl-CoA biosynthetic process; long-chain fatty acid metabolic process.